Molecule: messenger RNA, 747 nt
Organism: Fusarium coffeatum
Lineage: Eukaryota; Fungi; Ascomycota; Sordariomycetes; Hypocreales; Nectriaceae
Exons: 5
Coding region: 1-747 (248 amino acids)
Source: RefSeq, a predicted model, not a curated record
AUGAGUCAAUUCGAAGCCGAGUUAGACCACGUCGUGGUUGCGGGUUCUGCCACACUGCUGCCUUUACUACCCCGCCGAAAGGAUAUUGGCAAGAUAAAGGAGGCACCAACAAUAGAAAAGCCAUGGGAGGCUUACUAUAGACACGUUGCGAAAUCGAGUGACAUUGACCUUUUCCUCUAUGGUCUGGAGAGCGAAGACGAUGCGAUCAAGCUAAUAUACGAGAUAGAGCGCCAGGUACGGGAACGACAAGGGCUCGCACAAGGAGCCGGUCUAACUUUACGGUCUGAAAAUGCCAUCACAUUUAUUGCACCUCGAUGGCCGUAUCGCCACAUCCAGGUACAACACGUUGGUGACCUUCAAGGGCUAGCGCGUCUACUAUGGUCGGAGUACAAUGUCAAGGGUCGAUUCACCGUGUAUCGUAUCGCCCGACACCGGUACCUACGGACCCUGAUGCGAAUCAAUGAUGUCAAUGUGAAUCCAUCAUCACCGAGCGCCUACGCGGCCUACGAUGUUCCAUAUGGGGAGCGUUAUGAUGCAGAAGAAAUUCGAAAAUUCAUCCUUAGUUCCUUUCCCAACGCGUUUUUCGGAACUGUUCGAGAGGCCGUACCUCUAGACGAGGAAGCCAAUGAAGAAGAUUCAAGGAGUGGCAGAGUACGCUUCCUGGUGCAUGAUCCAGGACGCCAGAUGAUUGGGAGUCAUAACCCAAUAGUGACUGAAGAUGAUUGGACUGAAGAUGCAUAUAUAUAG